Messenger RNA from Caenorhabditis auriculariae, 2933 nucleotides. NCBI's taxonomy places the organism in Eukaryota, Metazoa, Nematoda, Chromadorea, Rhabditida, Rhabditidae. The record is from the annotation of a GenBank genome assembly.
AUGACCACGGUGAAGAUUGGCAACGAGACGGUAAAUUGUGCCCAAGAAUUGCUCAGAGCGGUGAAAUUGAUCAACAAUCAGCUCUACGCCGACUAUCAACAGUCCGAGGCUAGUUUGAUGGAAAUUUGACGGAAAAGCUUCUGUAAAAAGAGCGUGACGGUGAAAGUACGCUCCAUGGCUAAGAAGGGUUUUAUCAUGACUUUUUUUUAGUUUUUUGGUAAGAAAACUGGAUCAAAGUUUGAUAAUACAUCAUUUUGAAGACUAGAGUGUUAAAAAAACAUUUCUGAAGACUCUGUUUUUUUCAUCGAUAAUUAAGAUCUCAUCUUCUAGUGGCUUCUUCGACCAUGCAAAUAUCUUUGGAACAAAAAUUAAUAAAUGAAAAAAAUUUUUUUGAAUCUAUGGGAGUUUUGUGAAAUUUUUAGAUGUUAUCGCUGUUAUCGAGAAACUCCUAUUUUUCUGAAUUAAAAAGAAGGUUCCUAAAGCAUGAUUUUCAAGUUCGACGGGGAGCCUGAAUUUUGGUUAUUUUUUCGAAAUGUUUAUAGUUCGCUCAGCUAUAUCUUUUGGAGAUCUGGAGGCAUCUGAUUACGUUUUUUUAAUAUUGGAUAUUCUUUCAGGAACACCGCCUUGGCGCAGAUUUGUACACAAUCACCAUAAUCGGCGUUUUUGCUUCAAUAAUCAUCCUUUUGAUGUUCCGAUCGAUCCGUCCCAAUGAGAAUUCUGAUGAUCAGGUUAUUAUUUCAUUUAUUUCAGUGAGUUUUGAACUUUAAAUUUGUUUUAAAGGUUGUUAUGAUGCUGGCCUCGAUGCAGAUGAGGGUCGACGUGGAGGAAUCGGCAAGACGAAAAAAGAAAAUGAGGUUCGGUUUUUUUUAGCUGAUUUUAUGAGGUAUUUUGAGUUUAUUGCAAAAAAAAAAGCUAUGUGAAAAAUGUCAAAAAAGGGUUCCAAGUUAAAGUUUCGAAUUAUUGAUGAGUUUUAAGGAAUGUAUCAUAAUAAACUUUGAAAAAUCUGUAAUCUUUCUCUAGAACUUUAAAAACCGAUUAAAAUCAUAGCCAAAAAAACUGAUAACUAGGCUUGAAGCUCCUUAUUUUUACUUUGAAUUUUUUACUUGAAAUCGAAUUUGAAGCCGGCUCGGCCUUAUAAAUUGGUUUUUUGCUGAUGCAAAAAAAAAUCUUACUAGAUUUUCGAAACUAUAGUAGCCUUCUAAAGCUAAAAAAAAGUCUUUAAUGACAAAAUGUCUUACUUUGAACAAAAAGCUAAGCUUUGAAGGCCUUAAUAGGAAAUUUCGUCUCGAUUUUGAAUCGGUAAUCAGUUUCGCUAGAACUUCAAAACGGUGCCAGUCCAAGAUGACGUCAUAGCUGAAUGUUCUUGUUUUGAUCUCAAAAUCUAUCUAACUUCAGCGUUUGUUAUUUUAAAAAGCCGAAUUUCCAGAGAAGCGAAAAAACGAGCACAGGAGUGGAUAAGAGACGUCCGGACCACUGGAGUGAGAGCUCUAUCAAGACGUGGCUCGCGUAAGAUUUCCAGGACGACUGCCGAUUUAACAGGUACUUGUUUCAAAACUACUCAUUCUAACUUCAAAAAACUUUCAGAAGUCCAAUCCCACGCGUCUGUGACAAAAAAAGACUCGGCGUUCCAAUACUCGCCAAAGACGCAGUCGCUGAUCGCCGAGCCGAUCACGUCGACACCCGAGGUCGACUCGCGGCAGAACUCCAUCUGCAGCGUCCCCUCGAAGCGGUAUCCAUCGACAGAGCCGCUGAUCAGACCUCCUCCGAGGCCACGGUCCCAUCUCGGCUUUGUCCCGGAGAUCGUCGUCACGGAGCACCAGCUCUUCCUCGUCUCGCCCCCGGCACACUCGCCGCGCACCCGCCGUCGACCUUCACAUCUCUCGAGGUCAGAAAAGAUACUGAGACACGACUACGACUACGAUUUUCUUGUAAGAAGCCGGUUGAAACAAAAAAUGAGCUUAGCAUUCAAAAUACUGCCUGGCGGCUCAAAAAACUCCGCAUCUCGUCGAGCCAUUCCCUUGCGACAUUAGGCCUUUCUCGAGUCACAGACUUCACAAUUAACCAAAAAGCAUUUCCUUGUAUGACGAUCGAAAUUGGUGAAACUAUCUGCAGCCGUCUUCUUUUGGAAAUCCUACAGUGUGUUAAAAUAGUUGUUAUCAGAACCUUUUUUUAAUUCAAAUCAGGAGCUUCAUAUAAAAACAUUUCCUGAUUAUAAAGAAAUUUUGAAUCUAUAAGUUGAACCGCAACUCAUUGAACCAUUCCUUCUGCGACCAGCGUACAUAAAAUCAUGUAGAAGGGACAAUGAAGGCUUUCUGAACAACUUUAAAACUAAUAUUGUCAGACCCAGAUGUGAGUUUUAGAAUAAAAAAGGUUAAAAGUUCAUCGAAUACCGAGAAUUCCAAGAACCAGCCAUUCUGUAAGUAGAUUACAUCAACUGGUUUGUCAAAUCGUGCUGCCCUUGAGUUGUCACUUCAAAUAACUACUAAUUGAAGCGAAAAUUAAAUCGAACUGAUUAUCAACAGCUUUCUGCGGUUUUUGGAGUUUUGAUGCAAAUUAAAAAUGGAAAAACUUUUUAUACGAUUCUUUUCAUGGGUUUAGCUCCUUGAGUUGGACUUCAAAACAAAGCGAGAAAAUGAAGAUAAUAAUCGAAAUAUGGUCUAAAAGGGUAUAGUUUGAGCUCCCUGUGGGACUUCCAGAUAGGAAAAAAACUGAAAAUUGAAAAAAAAACAAUAUCUCCAAUAAAACGUAUUAGUAAAGGAAGUUUUAAGGCUUUGAUGGUUUCAAGUUCCUACUCCGAUCAUUGCAGACAGGACUCGGAGUGCAGCUACAACAGCGGCUGCUUCUCGGCGGCCAUGUCGGAAGACAUCGUCUUCGAGUUUCCCGACAGCAGCUCCGGCUCCCAAAACGACUCGCCGCCCUACGAUAUGCCUUGA